GCGCGCGCGCGAGAUGGCCACCUUCGAGCUGUACAGGCGGUCCACCAUCGGCAUGUGCCUCACCGAGACGCUCGACGAGAUGGUCUCCAGCGGCACCCUCAGCCCCGAGCUCGCCAUCCAGGUGCUCGUCCAGUUUGACAAGUCUAUGACGGAGGCCUUGGAAAACCAAGUGAAGAGCAAGGUUACCGUCAAGGGCCAUCUACACACCUACAGGUUCUGCGACAACGUGUGGACGUUCAUCCUGACGGAUGCGUCCUUCAAGAACGAGGAGACCACGGAGCAGGUCGGCAAGGUGAAGAUUGUGGCCUGUGACUCCAAGCUUCUCACCCAAUAAACAGUCAGCGUAGUAGCCAGGGGGCCUGCCCGUGGCGGGGGUUUGUUCCCCGCGGCCCCUGCUAGAUCCGCCUCUGCCUGAAGAACCGCGCCACCACCACAUUGCUGUUUUCAUACUCAGUAGAAUCUCCAGUGACACCUGAGCCGCAAACUCGUUCAGAUUCUUUUUCGUGGCGCUCCUGUAAUGUUUUUCAGAACUCGCUGUGUUGAUAAUGCGACAAUCCUGAAGACUAAAAUGAGUAGUAGUAGAAACUUUUAUGGGAAAUCAACCUCUGUGUGACUUGUUCAUCAGACUUAUAUUCCUGUGUUUGUUUCCGUA
Messenger RNA from Lolium rigidum, 652 nucleotides. RefSeq names its product transcription initiation factor IIA subunit 2. Gene Ontology annotation, cellular component: transcription factor TFIIA complex. Bases 14 to 334 code for a protein of 106 amino acids. Gene Ontology annotation, molecular function: TBP-class protein binding; RNA polymerase II general transcription initiation factor activity. The transcript has 3 exons. NCBI's taxonomy places the organism in Eukaryota, Viridiplantae, Streptophyta, Magnoliopsida, Poales, Poaceae. The record is from RefSeq and is a predicted model, not a curated record. Gene Ontology annotation, biological process: RNA polymerase II preinitiation complex assembly; transcription initiation at RNA polymerase II promoter.